AUGGGUGCAAGGAUAUUCCACCUGUGUGAAGUUGACCUCCAUCGCCAACGUUCCAUCGCCAUCGCCAACGUUCUCCUCAUCAUGGAGAAGAGACACUGGAGACGCUACAUUUACUCGUGGAUCAAGUACGCUCUCUUUGAGGAGCUGGAGGUCAAGGACCCUGAAAGGACAAGAAAGGUGUAUCAGGCAUGUCUGGCGCUCAUCCCAGACCAAAAGUUUACCUUUGCUAAAAUCUGGCUACUCUACGGCCAGUUUGAAGUCCGCCAGAAGAACCUGCAGAAUGCCAGACGAUGCCUGGGCACAGGCAUUGGGAAAUACCCAAAAAACAAGCUGUUUAAGGGCUACAUCGAGCUGGAGCUGCAGCUCAGAGAGUUCGACCGUUGCAGGAAGCUCUACGAGAAGUACCUGGAGUUCAGCCCGGAGAAAUGCACCGCCUGGAUCAAGUUUGCCGAGCUGGAGACGAUCCUGGGAGAGAUCGAAAGAGUCCGGGCCAUAUUCGAGUUGGCUAUCAGUCAGCCUUACCUCGACAUGCCAGAGGUGCUAUGGAAAUCUUAUAUCGACUUUGGAAUUGAGCAGAAGGAGUAUGAGAACACGUGUGGGCUUUAUAAGAGGCUCUUGCAGCGCACAUAGCAUGUCAAGGUAUUCAGUUAUGCACAGUUUGAGCUGUCGAUUGAAGAGGGGCAACUGCAGCGGUGCAGGCAGGUAUACGAGGAAGCUAACCGCGACCUGUGCACGUGUGAGGAGAAGGAGGAGAGGCUCAUGCUGCUCGAGGCAUGGAAUGAGUUCGAGCAGGAGUUCGGCACCCUGGCCAACAAGGACAGAAUAAGGAAGCUCAUGCCCGAGAAGGUGAAGAAGAGGAGGAAGCUCACGGUAGAGGAUGGGUCGGACGCAGAAUGGGAAGAAUAUUACGACUACAUCUUCCCGGAGGAUGCUGCCAAUCAGCCCAACUUCAAACUGCUGGCCAUGGCCAAGAUGUGGAAGAAGCAGCAGCAGCAACAGGACCAGCCUCAGGAGGAACGAGGGACAGAAUGUGCUUUAUAA
Messenger RNA from Ictalurus punctatus (channel catfish), 1041 nucleotides. RefSeq names its product crooked neck-like protein 1. Gene Ontology annotation, biological process: spliceosomal complex assembly; mRNA splicing, via spliceosome. NCBI's taxonomy places the organism in Eukaryota, Metazoa, Chordata, Actinopteri, Siluriformes, Ictaluridae. The record is from RefSeq and is a predicted model, not a curated record. Gene Ontology annotation, cellular component: post-mRNA release spliceosomal complex; U2-type catalytic step 2 spliceosome; precatalytic spliceosome. Gene Ontology annotation, molecular function: protein binding.